AUCGGGUAAUGGUUGUCUUACCCUCAGGGAGCUGAAACGCGGAAACUUAAUUGUGGCAAUGCAAUAUGCAGAUGAAGAAGAGGACAUCAACAAAGUUUUGAGGUACUUCUCUUAUGAACACUUUUAUGUGAUAUAUUGCAAGUUUUGGGAGCUGGAUACCGAUCAUGAUUUUUUGAUCGAUAAAGAGAACCUUAUUAGAUAUGGUAAUCACGCACUGACCUACAGGAUUGUUGACCGAAUAUUUUCUCAGGUUCCAAGAAAGUUCACCAGUAAGGUUGAAGGAAAGAUGGGAUAUGAAGAUUUUGUUUACUUCAUAUUGUCAGAGGAGGAUAAAUCAUCUGAGCCUAGUCUUGAGUACUGGUUCAAGUGCAUAGAUCUGGAUGAAAAUGGAGUUAUUACAAGGAAUGAAAUGCAGUUUUUUUAUGAGGAGCAGUUGCAUAGAAUGGAGUGCAUGGCUCAGGAGCCUGUGCUUUUUGAGGAUAUUUUGUGUCAGAUAGUUGACAUGAUUGGACCAGAGAAUGAAAGCUAUUUUACGUUGAGUGACUUGAAGAGUAGCAAACUUUCGGGCAGCAUGUUCAAUGUUCUUUUUAACCUAAAUAAGUUUAUGGCCUUUGAAACACGAGAUCCUUUUCUAAUUCGUCAGGAGCGUGAGAACCCAACGUUGACAGAAUGGGAUCGCUUUGCACACAGGGAAUAUAUUAGGCUUUCAAUGGAGGAAGAUGCUGAAGAUGCCUCUAAUGGAAGUGCUGAUGUUUGGGAUGAAUCACUUGAGGCUCCCUUUUGAGUUCUAAUUGUAAGCUUCCAAGCUCUGAGGUUUUUAUAUAUUCGUUCAAAGUAAAAUUUAUUUUGUGGAUCAAUAUUUCCAUUGAGUCAAGUAUACUGAUGUUAAAAUGGCAGUUUCAAUUACUGGGGAAACUCUGUACUAUAUAAUCACCGUUGCUUAAACUCCAUGGUAUGCAUAUGAAAUGCAGAUGAGAGUUGGGUUAUCGUAAUUCUUCCAGCCUAACAAAUAAUUGUGCUGAAGGUUAGUGAUAAAAAGUUUAGUGAAACAGACUGUUGUGAUGUUGAUGGUUGAAUAGUAUCAUCUUAUUCCCAUCGAUUUCUUUCUGUGUGCAAGUUCUGACAAACAUUGAUGGAUUUGUGAAGCAGAUGUAUUUAACUAUGUACAUUACACCUUAAUAACCAAACAUUAUCUGACAGUGUGCCCUCCGUUUUUUUGUGUGGCCCAUAUGUGCAUAAUUGUUGUAAAGAUAGUACGUUUGUAAGUGUAUAUAAUGUAUAUUAAUCUUGUGAGAAACCUGAACUGGGAACAACAUAGAUCAAGGGGUCACUCAUUAGGCAUCACUAUAUAUCCCUCUUAGUUGUUGAAAUAUCUUAAACUGCAGGAGUUUUCUGAGAAUUCUUUGUUUCGAGCUGCCUACCAAGCAACAAGGCCACAAUUUUGCUGGAGAAGUGAUUGAAUGGGAUCAUCAAACAAUGUCGAACCUGGCGAAGAGGUGUUCUGGGUUCACAGAGUGAAAUUCAUUGAUCUGCAGAGCAUGCCAACCAUGUGAUGGUGGCCAUAAGUGCCAUGUUCGUGUGAAAGCUUUGAACUAGCAUAGUAAAGAGCUCGUCGACAGUGGGCUAAUUGGUGAUAGGUGAUUACUCAAAUCAGUUUAUGGUUACACAACUUUGUAGCAACUUGCCUCCUCAGCAGGAAGAAAUCAUUACUUUUAAGUAUUUCUUCUAGAGGUAAUGGUUAGGUACUGUUUUGACACAUCUUUCUCAGAAUGGUAUCAGUGUAGUUAAGUUGUUUUGGCGCUUUUUUGUAUUCUUUGCAAUUCAUACUUCAAUGGUGGUUAAUAUUCUAUUUCUGUCGGGAAUUUUUCUGUAUCUACUUUCUUCAGUUUGAAAU
Ilex paraguariensis (yerba mate) is the source of this 1894-nucleotide messenger RNA. NCBI's taxonomy places the organism in Eukaryota, Viridiplantae, Streptophyta, Magnoliopsida, Aquifoliales, Aquifoliaceae. The record is from the annotation of a GenBank genome assembly.